AUGUCCGAAUCGCAGGUUGUUGCACUGUCGAAAGACGAUUCAAAGAGUUACAAACCUCAUCACGAAUUUAAACAAGAUGUCAAGGAAGCACUUGUUGAUCUUAACUUGACAGAAUCUAAUGAGCUUUGGCUGCUUAAAUUGCCAUUUUCCAAUGAUUUGUUAGCUGACAUUGAUGGGCAGGAAUUGUUGGUCAAACUUGAUAAGGACGGCACCUUGGCCAGCUUUGAGGGCGCGUCUGGGAAAGCGUAUGAUUUUGUCAGCUUUGCUUCCAUGGAGCCUGACGAAACAGUUUUUGUUCCCUCUGCUACAGAAUUGAAAAUCGCUGGAAAGAUUUCACGUCGUGUUUCUGUUGUCCAUUACCAUGAUCCUAAAGAACUCGAAAAGAUUAGUACAACUGAUGCAAAAAAAGCACUUCUAAAUUCUAUAGCCGCGACUCCUGGAAAUUUUUCACGUACGUCAGCAUCAAAAAGUAGUAGUAGACUAAAGAGCUCAUUAUCUGAAUUUUCUGAACGAUCAAAUACAAAAAGAAGAACCGGUGAGAACAAAUCUAAUGCAAGACCUCGUGAAGUAGCAAGUGGUUUUAACUCCGUCGCAUCUGCAAUCUCUUCUGAUCAUUCUCAUGGAGGAAAGUCAAACGCUUCUGCAAUGUCUUCUGAUCAUUCUCAUGGAGGGAAGUCAAACGCUUCUGCAAUGUCUUCUGAUCAUUCUCAUGGAGGAAAGUCAAAGAGAAGUAAACAUUCGGAGUAA
Molecule: messenger RNA, 747 nt
Organism: Lathyrus sativus (Indian pea)
Lineage: Eukaryota; Viridiplantae; Streptophyta; Magnoliopsida; Fabales; Fabaceae
Source: the annotation of a GenBank genome assembly